Messenger RNA from Racocetra persica, 250 nucleotides. Lineage: Eukaryota; Fungi; Glomeromycota; Glomeromycetes; Diversisporales; Gigasporaceae. The record is from the annotation of a GenBank genome assembly.
UGCUCUUGGUGUUCUUUGUAGUAGUGUCCUUGGUAGUACUCUUGAUGGUACCUUUUGUGGUAAUGCUCUUGGUAACAUUUUUAGUGGUACUCUUAGUGGUAUUCUUGAUAGUAACCUUAGUGCCCUUUGUGGUAGUGCCCUUUGUGGUGGUACUCUUGAUAGCACCCUUGAUAGUAUUCUUAGUAGUAUUCUUGGUAGUAUUUCUGGUGAUGGUUUCUUUGGUAACGCCCUUGAUGAUAUUCUUGAUAAU